Molecule: messenger RNA, 4767 nt
Organism: Paramecium tetraurelia
Lineage: Eukaryota; Ciliophora; Oligohymenophorea; Peniculida; Parameciidae
Exons: 2
Source: RefSeq, a predicted model, not a curated record
AUGAAAGCAAACAAAAUUCAAAGAAUAUCAAACAGAAUCAAAAAGAAAACUAUUUAAGCCUUGCUUUACAUUUCAGAAGAUGGAUUUGAUAUCACGAAAAGCUCCUUUUUUAAUUGUCUCAAAAUGAUAAUGUAUUUUCUAUAGUUGGAGGGAUAUGUUUUUAGUUAAUAUGAAUCAAAACCCUUAACAUUGAAAGAAAACAUUUACUUUUCCAAUUAUACACAAUUAUCUGCGUUUACAUUUAUUCUUUUUGAAAUUGGGAAUGAUCUCUUAACAUAAACAUUUUUUUACCUAAUAUUUUUCUUGCAUUUAGUAAUAUACUUACUGCUUCUAAUAUUAUCAUUAGAUAAAUCCAUCGAGAAAACAGGAAUAACAAAAAAAAUGUUGAACUUAUUUUUUACUAAUUAUUAAUGGAUAUUUGUGACACCUUUUUAAGAAAUUAGUGUCGGAGUAAUGGUUUGCGGUGACAAUGCCUUUAUCAAAUCAAACCAAUUUUCUCAAGACUGUUAAUAAACCAAAAGUCAUUUUUUAUAUAUUUUUGGAACAAUAUCAACAAUCUUUGUAUUUAUAUCUGGUUUUUCAAUUUCCUAUUUUUUUAGAAAUUAUUAAUUCAAUGAUAAGACUUUUUCAAGAUAAUUCAAUUAUGUAACUAUUCUAAGGAUAUUGCUCCAUCAAAUUGUUAUUAUCUUAUAUUACAUCAAUAUGAGUAGCAUUGAUUAUGUAAAACACACAGCCUCGUAAAUAAUAGGAUUAACACUAAUUUUCGAUAUUUUGUUUAAUUAGCCAUUUGGACACUCCUUUGAGUCUAAGUUUUAUAGUGCGGCAACUCUUAACCAUCAAUGUCUCUUGAUAUUGACUACUAUUUGGAUCUUUAGAUCUAAACAAAAUGAUGAGUUUAUUUUUUUGGCUUUCCUAAUUUUUAUUCCAAUUAAUACAUUUGUGUCCAAUCAAUUUUUAAGAUUGAAAUAAUUGGAAAUUUAUAAUUCAUUUAAUCCUUUGGUAUUUUAACGCAGAUUUGAUAAGCAAUUAGAGGAAAUAUAUCGAGUGGCAGAAUCAAGUGAAUCCAAUGUAGAAUCCAAAUUAUUAUUGCAUUUGAUUUUUAAGAAUCAUAUUUCUAUUUGCAAAGACAUUGAGUGUUUAUGCAUGCAAAAUUUAAAAUCAUUCUUCAUUAAUAGUUCAAUCAAUAGCAACGCACUGAAUCGGUGGUCAACCAUAUUAUUUUAAAAGCAAUUAAACUUUGCUCUAAUUCAUAAGGAUUUUGAUGUCUAUGAACAUCUUUCAUUGAAAUUUGUCACAUUUCUAGCCAAAUAUUAGAACAACCCUAUUAAUGCUUACUCAAUAUUGUAAAAGAUUAUGAGUAGCCAAUAAUCUUAAUCUUAAUUGUCACCAAAUAGAAGAUAAACUACAACUUCAUUUUAUUUCAAAAAUAUCUAAUAGAUUCUUUUGAAACGCAAUCGAAAAUAAUUCAUGAGUCAAUAAGUACAUUGUUCAAAAAAGGUUGAGUCCUUAUUACAAGGAUAGGCUUAAAUAGAAAAUAUUGGUACCUAAAUAUAAGAGGAAUUGUUAAAAUUAGCAAUGGAAAAGUAAAGGUUUUGGGAGAACUACGCCAAUAACAAAAUAGCAUCAAUCUAGCUAUUGGAUUAAGCAUUGGAUAGAGUUUAACAAAUGAUUAAUCAGACAAACUAUGCUGUUUAGCAAUUGAGGAAUAAAAUACAGCACUUAGUUAGUCAUAAAAAUGAUUGUGUCAGUAUUUUAAAUUUUGAAUUGCUCUAUAAGAUUUGUACAACAAAUAAUGCUUAAGAGAUUUAUGCUAUCCAGUAGAAAAUCAAAUCAAUUUUAUUUGCGGACUAGUACGAGGAUGAAUGCUACUUGAAUAUCCACUUUCAAACCAAAGAAUGCAUAUCUUUAAUAGCAAAUGUUUCUUAGUAUAAAAGAGGAGAACUUUGGAAACCAAAUCAGGCUGUUAUACAGAAGUUCUUUCAAACAAAUAAGGAAAUUAAGCACUUAAAUGAUUUGUUACCACAUUUCAUAGCUGAUAUCCACAAUGGAAUCAUAGAAAAUUACAUUAGAUAAGGUAAAAGUUAAAGGAGUGAGGCAAUCAUAUCAAUUCUUUCCAUCAUCGGAGAAGAAUACAUUUAACCAAUAACAUUUACUCUCAGGUUCUUUUUCCCCAAAUUUGAUUCUGAUAAUGAUUUUUACAUGAUAGGAUUUCUAAAGAAGGAUGAAGAAGUUAAUGAUAGCAAUUAAAAUGAAAAGAAAGUUCCAGGAUAUAUUUGUUUUGAUCAAAAUUUAAAUGUAUUAGCUAUUAAUUCUGUUGUUGCCAACAAAUUAAAUCUCAAAAUUUAACGUUAUAAUAAUUAUAACGGAUUAGAUAUUUGCUCAUUAUUACCCACAAUAUUAUCUUCAUUGAUCGAUUAAUACAAGUAAAUCUUAAGCGGAAAGAUUGAUAACCUAAUUGAUAACGAAAUGAUAAUUUCAAAAAAUUAAGAAUUAUUUUAUGUUCCAAAUGAAUUCUCAAAAAAUUAUAAAAUCAAUCCCAAUGAUAGUUUAGAAGAUAAAAUUCGAAAAUUUGAAUAGAUUUAUGCUGAAACAAGUGAAGAUUAAUAUCAAUUCUCGAACACUUAUCAAGUGGAUUAUCAAAUAUUUUCAAAGAGAUUGAGAUACUUUGAUGAACCGUCAAACACUGUUCAUUAUAGAGAAUUCUUUAUCUUAAGAUUACAAUUCUUAGAAAACACUGGGUCUAAUGAUAGUUACAAUGGAAGAGUGUAUUAAUAAAAUAAGAGUAUAUUAACAGAAAUAAAUGAUAAAGAUCUGGAUGGAAUGGUAGAAUUGGCAUCUAGCAGAUCAAAAUCAAGUACAAAGUCUGUACUGUAAUAGAUACAAAUAUUUCACCAUCUCUUAUCAAAUCUAAAUCAAAGCAAACAUUAAAGAUUUUUCAAAAUGAUAAACAUUUUCUUUUUAGUCUUUUUUGUUUUCACUUUCAUCUCUAUUAGUUUUACUUUCAAAGAUAUAGAUUUUGCAUUCGAAGAUUGUCAGACUACAUAAAUUUCAAUGUUAAAUGAAGCAGCAGUCUACUCUAAUUUAGUCAAUAGUUUAAACAAUCAAGGAAUAGUUGAUAUAGCCAAACCUCAGCUUGAUAUUGACAUUGAUGAUGUAAAACUCAGCAUUUCUUAUUUGCAAUACCAAUAAAUUUUAUCAGAUUUGAUAGAGUACACAUCAAACAACUUUCUAACAGUGAUUCAAGAGGUUGAGUUCAUUUUGGAGUUGCCUAGUAACUUCACUAUGUAGUUAUACUCUGAGUUUGGUUAAGGAAUAGAAUAUAAUAAAAUUGAAAAUGUUUUGACAUUCAGAUAAAUACUAUCUCAAAAUAUUCAAAACUUUAAAUCGUUUAGAAAAAAAGAAGACUUGGGUUCUAUUGUUUUGAAUUAUUUUAAAUACAUAUAGCAAUUAAAGCUAUCCACUAAGUCAUGCUUCGAGGAAUUCAAAGAAGAAACCAGCGAACUAACUUCAAGAGCUUAUAAAACCCUAAUUUUUAUGUAUGUUUUAUUAAUUUUUAUUUAUUUGUCACAGAUCUUUAUGGUGAAUAGAAUGAUCAAGAGACAUAAAUUUAUGCUAAAAUUAUUUAUAAGGACAGAUUAUAAAGAAGCUUUACUUGAGAAUGAUAAAUAUUCAAUAUUAACUUCAUGGUUUACUUAAACUAAAAAAGGUUGGGAUCAAAAAAGUAUGUCAAGUUUAUUGUCAUAACUAAAUUUAAGUGUUAAGUCUUUAAAAGAUGAGGAUGAUAUUAUCAAUGGGUUGACUUCUUCGGAUAAGAGAUCGACUGAGAAAGGGGAGAAGUUGAUUGAGAACAACGAAAAGUUGAAGAUGCAUUUUUCUCACAAAUACAAGAAUUUUACUGGUUAUAUUACUAUAACAAUAUUGGUACUGUUCACUUUAAUUUACAUUUUGACUUUCCAUAUUCAAAUAACUGAAAUAUCAGAAGAGCUGCUUAUAUUUUCCUCAUUUAGUUUGUUAUUGUAAGAUUAUUAAAUUAACUAUUUGGUACAAUAUUUUCGAUGUCAAUAUUACAUGAAUUACUAGUUCUACAAUUAUUUUGAGAAUCAGAUAAUGGCGGAGAUAUACAGACAGGACAAUUUCACAGAAUAAGAUCUGUAGGAUGAUCUACAGUAGUUAAAUAAGAACGUGUUUAGUUCAAUUUUAACCAAUUUCGAUGAUGCAUUAAUGGAUAGGAUCUUGAAGUUGAGUGAGGAGGAGUAGACUAAAUUUUUUUAAGGAAAUGUCUGUUGGUUGGAUCAAAAGAUCUGCGAUGAGGGUUCUCGAAAGGUGUUAUUGAAGGAGGAGAUAGAGAGCUAUUACAACACUAGUUUGAAUCAGAUAUUUUUGUAACAGGGACAAAUCUUUUAUGAGAAUAACGAGAUGUACAAUAUGGAAGGGUUGAUUGGAAAGUACGUUAAAAAUUUGUUGAAUUCGAAGGAGUAUUUCUUAAACAAUGUUUGGGGUUUCGAUAUCAUAAUUAGUAGAGUGAGCAAUUCGAUUGUGUACUUUUAGAGUAGGAUGAAUGAAACAAUCGAAGAUAGCGAGACUAAUAUGUUUCUGUAUGCACUUAUGAUUGGCUUAAUGUAUUUUUUUCUGUUGAUGAUGUUCAUCGUGUUGUUUGAAUGGUACUUCAACAAACAGGAUCGGAAGAGGAGGUAGUGUUUGUUAUAGAUGCCGUUCUCAACUAUUUUAAAGAAGAAUAUCUAUUCUUGUCUAAAAUUCAUUGAUUGA